Ilyonectria robusta is the source of this 837-nucleotide messenger RNA. RefSeq names its product ribosomal protein S19e. The transcript has 3 exons. The coding region runs from base 131 to 586 and encodes 151 amino acids. Gene Ontology annotation, molecular function: RNA binding; structural constituent of ribosome. Lineage: Eukaryota; Fungi; Ascomycota; Sordariomycetes; Hypocreales; Nectriaceae. The record is from RefSeq and is a predicted model, not a curated record. Gene Ontology annotation, biological process: translation; ribosomal small subunit assembly. Gene Ontology annotation, cellular component: cytosolic small ribosomal subunit; ribosome.
CCCGAAAAAAAGUUCACCAAUUCGAGGCCAUCGCAACACCACGAAUUCGAGCCUUCCAACCGUCACGCUUCGACAAUCAAUCACCCAACGCACCAUCUCCCCCUCCACCCCCCCCAACAAUACCGCAAAAAUGGCCGGCGGAGUUACCGUGCGCGAUGUCGAUGCGCAAAAGUUCAUCAUUGCCUACUCUGCGUUCUUGAAGCGUCAGGGAAAGCUUCCCAUCCCUGGUUGGGUUGACACCGUCAAGACCGGUCCCGCCAAGGAGCUCCCUCCCCAGGACAUUGACUGGUUCUACGUCCGCGCCGCCUCCAUCGCCCGCCACGUCUACCUCCGAAAGACCGUCGGUGUCGGCCGUCUCCGCAAGGUCCACGGUACCGCCAAGAACCGCGGCAACGCCCCCUCCCACCACGUCGACGCCUCCGGCUCCGUCGACCGCAAGGUCAUGCAGGCCCUCGAGAAGAUCGGCGUCCUUGAGCAGGACGAGGACAAGGGUGGCCGCCGCAUCACCCAGGCCGGCCAGCGUGAUUUGGACCGAAUUGCCCAGACCACCGCUGAGGCCGAGGAGGAGGAGGAGGAUGACGAGUAAAAAUCUGGCGGGGAGCAUGGAUUUGGGCGUACGGUCAUAGAUUUGGUCAUGUAUGAAUGAGAUUCCCCCGACAUUGGGCCAUUCGGUUUACUCAAUUUGGACCCGUCCGAGCUUGUCAAUUCGAUUUGUGCCACCUUUGUGAAUGUGAAUGUGAAUGCUUGACAUGAGUCUUUGGCGACUUGUUGUGUACAUGAUUGGCCUUGGCUUACCCUCGGCGUGGUUCUCCUUCAUCAAUAUAUUGGAGUUUAUUA